CAAACAGUAUUUUGUGGAAAUUUGAACAAAAUGACCGAUUUGAUUGCAGUACCUCUUUUAUUUGCCAUUUUUAUAAAUGGUAUUCAUUCGGUGUUUGGUGUUGAGUCAGAAAUGUUUCCGCAAUUCAACGAAGAAAUGCAAACCAUCGAUCGUAUAAUGAGUGAACUAGACCACACUAUUCAAACCGCAAUCAAUGAAAAUGCGAACAACCCAGUUUUGUUAAUUAUACAAGGCGAUUUUAUUUCAACCUUCCAUGAGGUUGUAAAACAUUUAAAGCAACUACGAGACAAUUAUAUCGCAUGCUGUCAACUCUUUGAACCGGUGUACGCAGAAUAUUUACAAAUAUCGAAAGAUGCGAAGAAAAUUCAUGUAUUUCGAAGAACAGCAAACACAUGGAAGGGAAAAGUUAUGAUGAUAUUCCGUAUUGAAGUAUAUAUGAAGGAGGUGCAAAAUAAGGUUAUCCAGCUUGCCGAUGACAACAGUAUUUUUUAUAUGAUUCUGAAUGAAGUGCAGCGGUUCGGAUCCGCAAGAUCUAGAAUAAAGUGGAAAGCGUUGAAGAAACAAGCAACUGAUUUCAAAGAUUAAGACCGAGGCAGAAGCAAAAUGCCUGAAAACGAUCGACUUUGUAACUGCUCUCAAUGAAUCUCUUGGCAGAAAAUGAAAAUAGCGUGGGGAGUGCAGUUGAAUAAUUUCUCGAAAUUAUUGUCGGAGUUGAUUUCUAUUUCUU
Molecule: messenger RNA, 727 nt
Organism: Contarinia nasturtii (swede midge)
Lineage: Eukaryota; Metazoa; Arthropoda; Insecta; Diptera; Cecidomyiidae
Exons: 2
Coding region: 31-585 (184 amino acids)
Source: RefSeq, a predicted model, not a curated record